AUGAAACAAAUCUGAAAACUAACUUUCCUUUAGAUCUAAUCUUUGAAGCUGUAUCCAGUGUGUUUCCAGAUAAAGGUACUGCUGAAGAGCUGAAAGAAAAAUAUAAGGAGUUAACAGAAUGCACAGACCCAAACAGUCUACCUCCAGAGUGUACACCAAACGUUGAUGGACCUGAUGCACAUCUGUCCAACGAGAACAAAGUUUACACUCAUUUCAUACACUAUUUUGUCGUAGAUGCUUUAAAUAUGAUUGCUUUUUGCAUUCUUAUCACCCAACACCAAAUCAGAUCAAGAGAAAGGCUCCACCGGGUGAGUUGAAAUCUGAAGGUGAGCCGUGUAGUCCUGACUGCUAUCUUCACCUUGUACAUAAGCAAGAUCAGGAUGAUUGCAGUACUACUAGUUCUAUUCACAGCGAGAGAGGGAAGAACUCUCCAGCACGAGGUAGCAAACGUAGGGGUAGACCUUGCACACAAACAGUACAUACUAAAAUAGAGAAAACUGAAAUAGAUGGUGACUUGGUGCUACCUGAAAGGUGUAAUAGCGCUGACCAGAAAUGCCAAGGUUUGCUUUUUUCUGUAAUUCUCAGCAUGAGGGGUGAAAGCAGCUCUGUAAAAUGUCUUG
Messenger RNA from Saccoglossus kowalevskii, 620 nucleotides. RefSeq names its product histone-lysine N-methyltransferase EZH2-like. The record is from RefSeq and is a predicted model, not a curated record. Lineage: Eukaryota; Metazoa; Hemichordata; Enteropneusta; Harrimaniidae.